Molecule: messenger RNA, 5917 nt
Organism: Paramuricea clavata
Lineage: Eukaryota; Metazoa; Cnidaria; Anthozoa; Malacalcyonacea; Plexauridae
Source: the annotation of a GenBank genome assembly
AGUACCUGCCAAUCAGGAUAAACAUGCUGUUUUAAGAAACCUUUGUGGGUUCCAGGUAACACAACCAGACAGCCAUUUUGUCGAUUCACUUUUUCCAUUGCUGUCCAGGAGCACACGAUUCUGUCAGCGGGACGGAAAUUGAAAUAAUGUAAAUCUUGAUGUAAUGGAUGUCUGGACGUUUUUGACCCAGAGUCAGGUGGUUUAUUGAUUAGCAUGGUAUGCGCAGCAGUGACAUCAGGCCCAGUGAAACACUCAACAUAUUGUAUGAUCUCUGGAAGACAACAAUAGCUAAAGAAGACAUCAUCAUGUUGAAAAUCUUGAAUCUUGUUAAUUGCUCGUUCUCCUUGAACGAAUUCUGAUUUCAAAAUUGAGACAUCUUUCAUGACAGUCAUUCCUGGACUACGUGGAAUUUUUCCUGAAGAUAUGUCUUGAAAUCUUUGCAGAUACUUUCUGAUCUCUUCAUGUUUCACCAAAUUACGGAUAACUAAAUAGCCAUUUUCAUCAUAAAAUUUUCGCUGCUCUGGUGUGAGGAUGCCAUUGUCGUAGGUGUAUGGGCUGUUAACGAUGUGAUUAUUACGUCCUUUUAAAUGUCCUUCGACCAUACGUACACGCAAAUGAGCUGCCAUUUUUCAGCAACCACCAGCUGGCACCAUUUAGCCGGGGGGAAAGGAAAUCGAAUAUGGUAGGGGGGUUAGUACAUUUACGUAAAGUGGAAUUACUUGCCAAAGAACCAUGGAAAGAAACUUGUGUGAAAUCCAUACAAUAUUUGUAAAAAUACAUUUCCCUUCACAUUGAAGUAAUAUUUUGUCCACUGAUCUGUGAUUUCGCCAUAAUAAAAGUUUCCGGUAAUUUAGCGAAAUUCAUUUCCGAACUUGUUCCGAUUGCUGUGUUCGUACAAUCUUCGGAGAGAAACAAAAGGGGACAAAAUGGCUGACGAACAACAGAAAAAUAUUGAAAUAUCUACCGAUGACGAAGGUGUGUUUCAAAAUAAAGUUAUGCCGUAGAAAUAUAUUUGAAAUUAAUUAAAUAGUUCAAUGUCUAGUUAAACAGAUGACUCUUAUAUUUGUAUUUGUGUUUAUAUUUAGAUUAUUUUAUUUAUUUUUCUUGUGAUUGUUGUGUAUGGGGAGUAUGGCAGUAUGGCCUGUAUGGGCAUAAUGGGCCUGCUUAAUACGAACAUAUUGAUUCAUUGUCGAAUUUUAUUAUUGAAUAUGCAUAGUGAGUUAAUAAUAAAUAUAUGUGGAUGUAUGUGUGUUAUUUGUACAUGGGGAAUAAGUGAGCUAUUUCUAAUUUGUCCAGGCAAUAUUCCUGUACCAAGGCAUUGAAAUAUUGAAAUAAAAUCAAUCAACCAAGUACAUAGGUACAAUACAUUUGUACACGUCAGUGCAUGCCAAAAUAGAAAACACGCCAAUAUUGAACUUGCUCAAUGUCAAAGACAAUUAAAUUAUGUUCAAAUCAAUCAAAUGUUGGGAUAUAUUAAACGGUGAUGUUUUGCAAAUUAUACACAGGGAGGAUGCUACAGAAAAAGCAAAAUGGGUGUGGUUGUUGGGUGUGGUAAUUGGGUAUUAAACUCAAUGGGUAGCAUACUAGUGUUCUGGAUACAGUGACAUUUCAUAAUUUAUAUUUCAAACAAAAAACGUUUUUUUAAAUAAGCCAAUAUUUCCAUAUUGUGCAUUUCCACUGCACCUCCAAAUGAAGCAAUAUGCAUCGAGAUAAAAUGCAAUUGAAUCAUAUCACGUAGCUGAGACUGAGAGCAUAACAUGUCAUUUGGAUGCACAGCGGAAACUCCAAAUUGGCUUAUUACAUUGUGUCAGAUUGAUAAUUGAUACUUGGAUUAGCUACAGUAAGCUACUAUUCCCUCUUGUCCACUUACAUAUUCAGUUUUGUCUAUCUUGUGAAACUUCAUAUACAUAAUUCGCCAAUGUAUUUAUGUUUUAUUAAUAUUUAUUUAAUUAAGAGAAAUUAACAAACAAUAGCUACUGUAUAUUUUUUGUUUUAAUACAUAAAAUAACAUUACAAUUGUGAAUACAUCCACUUGUCGGAGACUUCGAUUAUCAUAAUUUAUAGUAUAUAGACCAGAGUACAUUUAAUCUUAGAAUAUAGAUAAUUCAUUUAGUUAUUAGUUUAAAUAUAUAGUUAUGAACACACUAUACAUGCAAAAGGGAAAUGAAAGUGCAGAGUAAUAGACUAGAAGUUAAUUCAUAUACAACACAAGAGAUAAACAGACAUGACUAUGCAACCGCAUUGUCAGGGUGCAGUCGAAACUAUAGGAUCAAAUCGCGAUGAAUUUGCAUAUUUCCCGCAAGGAAACUUUGUCACAUAACCGCAUAGAGUUCGUCAUAUAACCACAAUAAGUUCCUAUUGUUUUACUGUAAAUAUAGCCUGUGUAUGUUAGUUAGACACAUUAGAACUUCAGUCUACUGGAGAGUUAACAUCAAUUGUGAUACAGUGAAGUGUAAUGUAUCUAAUGUCAUUGUGACCUAGCUGUGACCUUUAUUAAAGUUUUAAAAUUUUAAAUGUGAUUUGUGAGUUGUUGGGCGAAACAAGGGAGGCAUGAGGCAAUCCCCAACACACUACUGUUUAGUGUUAGUGACCUUAUCAGAAGCAAUUAAAGCAUUAACAGAUGAGAGAUGUUGCAAAAUUUCUCAAUACAAAUAGUAACUACCCAAAACUGUUAAAGAUAAAUGAGUAAAUAUUUAUGGACACAGGAAAAAUUUCAGCCUUCAUUGUCCAUAAUAUUCCAUAUUUGUUGGACCUUUAAGCUAAUUGAUAUUAAACUAUAGCCCAGUCAUACAGAAAUAUAUUGCAGAGCUUUAAAAAUUUGAUGAGCUUUGUUGCAUAAUUGACAAAUAUUGACUUUGAAAAUCUGUCAAAAUAAAUCAGAAGCAUUAAAUUUGACUAAUUAAAUUAGUCGGAAAUUUGACGUCUUUGACAGGCCUAAGGUAUAUUAUUGAUUAACCUCCUAUAAAUACAACAAAUUAUAUAUAGACUUCAUUAUAUAUAAUUAUAAUAUAAUAAUAAUUAUAUAAUUAUUUUACUUUAAGCUGGACCUAUAAUAUGCGACAACAUUCAAUAAUGUUGUGACACCUAGGGUUUUCUCCUACUACCCCUAUUCAUUUGACAAUAAUACGUUUUUUCUCAGAAUUAGAGAAAGUUGAAUACUAAAUUGUCACUUGAGUAAUUUUAAAAAGAACAAAACAAUAGACACUCCAUUUUAAUCAAUGUUUCGACUAGAUUUCAGUCAUCAUGGCUGAACUCCUAGUCGAAACGUUGAUUAAAAUGUUAACUAUUUUCGGAGUGUCUAUUGUUUUGUUCUUUUUAAAAUUGUCACCUGUGUUCUCAUUUUUGCAACAGGGUUUUAAUUGUAACAUUCAAAUAGAAUCAGCCUAGCUAGAUGAGGCCUAUAUAGCUUCUAUUUAAUUUAUUUCUGUGUUUUAGCUUUUGUAUGUAACAAUUAAGACUUUGAUCCAGUAUUGACAUUAGGUAGUGUAUGAGCAUACAACAGAAAUCUUGCUGAGUAAAUGCCUACUGUGUAACAAAAUAAUAUGGUUACAACUUACUGAGAAUUUUCGAGAGGAAUUUGUACAUUGAGUUAUUAUGUCAUGCAGGGACGUGGGAAGCUUGAUAAUAACCAAUGCUUAGGGCCCUAUUUAAGGACAUUCAUUACCUUAUUUUUUUAACAUAAAGCCUGAUUUUCACAGGCACAAUGGUCUUUAAAUUAGACUUUACGCAUUAACACCGUGAUACUCGUGCACGAGUUUAUUACUUUAAAAUACUCAUUAAUAAUUCAUACACCUUGUGGCAAAUCAUGUCAGCCAUAAUAUGUCAUGUGGCAUGACUUUAUAUCUGAUAAAAUUCAUCUUCAUUAGUAUUUAAUUGUUCAUCGAUCCUAAUUAGUAUGAUUAUAUAAUUGUUCAUCCUAAUUAGUAUUCUUUAGUAGUCGUAUUUUAAGCCACUCAAAACACUCGUCGUGUUUUAUCAGAUAUAAAAUGCUCGGCUGCACCUCGCGUUUAUAUCUGAUAAAACACUCCUACUCGUGUUUUAAAUAGUACGUAACAAAUGUCAAACGGUAGCAGAUCUAUAUUGCAUGUGCAUUGUCAGAAUAAGCAGAGAAAAUCGUGGCAGGCAGUGCUUCAAAACAAGCAAUAAAAGUAAAGGCCGAGAAAAUUGACAUGCCGACACAUGUAUUCGCUUCUCGAGUGCUUGAGGCAACUUCUCAGCAAUGUGUGUGAUAGAACGAUCGUUGCUAAAUGGGAUGGAAGAGAGCAAGGUUUUUGACGGCUACUUUUCAAGAAAUAGUUAAAACGCGUGAACGUAUCAACAACAAUUAAGGAACUUAUAACAAUCCUAAACCUUACGGUAACCCUUGCCCUAUAAACCUAAUCCCAAUCCUAAUAUUAACCAUAAACUAAAGCGAACUCUGAGUUUAAAUUUUGGACUAUUCUUUAAAACCUCCUCCCGUCCAUGCCUUUUAGCCAAUUACCAUGAUAGAACGAGCUAGGAUUCAUCGCUCAAUGGGAAAUACCGCGUGCCCAAAAAGUAUUUUGAGUUCCGCCCACCAAUUGUGUUAUUUUGAGAUCCAAGCAGAACGCGGGUUAAUAACAGUGAUUUAUGGUUAUUUUCCACAAUAGAUCCCUUUAGAUCCCUUUUCUGUGAAUAAAAUUAUCAAUUUCUCACUUAUUUAAUAGAGACGUACAACGCGGAAAACUCAAACUUCUUUUGCAGAAUACAGAUGCAUCAUUUCUCGUUUUAUAAUAAAGUUAGAUUUGAGAACAACGAAAAACGUAGUGAUAUAAUUUGGCGAACUUGCAACGCUUUGCUUCAAAAUUUACCCAUCAUAGAGAAUAAUUUACGUAUUAAAAAUACUAAUUUAAUAAUUAGCUACUUGAAUGGAUCAUUAGACAUUACAAUAGGAUUUAAUAACAAUUUCAAAUCGAAAAUUAUAGUGAAUUGUUGGUGUAAUGUGUAGUCUGCAAUAAAUCACAAAAUAGUAUUGACUCUCACCUUGCGAAAAUAAAUAUUGAAGGAUAAAUAUUGGUAUUUCCCAUUGACCGCCUACACAGGCUGAGAUUAUCUCUGUCUUCAUGAAAAAUGAUUGGGGGGGGGGGGGGGGGGCUGAGCCCGUCCAAACCGAAAGAAAAUUUGAACAAGUGCGCUAAGGUCGGGUAAUUUUCGAAGAGCUGGUGUAAUUGAUACAUAUUACGUCACAUGAAGGUGUAGUUAGUGGCAAAGUUGUCAAAAUCAGCAAUAUACCUUAUGUGACUUUGCCACAUCACUGCUACUGCCAAUCAACACAAUAUGUUUUAUUAUGUAAUAUAGAAAACAACCUAAUAUGAAAGGUCAUCUUUUGCUCGUAUGUUACAAAAAGACAGACGCCGUCCUGCUGUGAUGAGUUUGUAUGAGACAAUGUCUGGAUAUAUUCCAGCACUGAAACACAGCAGACACUCAUAUGAGAAACUUAUCACAGGAUUUGCCAAACCAGCUUUUUUGUUGAAAUGCAGCACAUGUAGUAACUACUCUAAUAUGACUUACAAUUUUAAACACUUUAUUUUUUGCAGAAAAGGUAACUGUGGAUGAAAGGCAACCUGACGAUGAGGUGGUCAAGGACCAGGAAGAGGAUAAUAAUGAGGAAUCAAGUGACAAACCUAGUGCAGAGCCAUAUGACAGUCCUAGUGAAGAGUCAUGUGACAGCGCAGAGUCAUAUGAGUGGCCAGAAGAUGAUGAGUUGAUUGUCAUAGAAACUGGAGACGGAGCACCAUUAGUUGGAACAGUUGAGACUGCUGAAUCAUAUUAUGUUGUGAAUCCUAAUCAACAUUCUUUCAAUGGACUAUCACCAUCAGGUAUUGUAUUAAUUCCUGCAUUAUCAAACAUUACACAUUAGUAUUUUUGCACAAGUGAACAUAACAAAUCCUACAAGGUG